Molecule: messenger RNA, 522 nt
Organism: Debaryomyces hansenii CBS767
Lineage: Eukaryota; Fungi; Ascomycota; Pichiomycetes; Serinales; Debaryomycetaceae
Product: DEHA2E04070p
Exons: 1
Coding region: 1-522 (173 amino acids)
Source: RefSeq, a predicted model, not a curated record
AUGUGGUUUAGUUUGUACUUUUUACCACUUAUUCUUCUAAUAAGUACAUCACAAAAGUCACUAGUAUUGUCCUGUUCGGGGGACGUUUUGCCCUACGAUAAAUUAGAUGUUGAUGAUUGGAUAAUUUCCAGUACAUAUAUUGAAAAGAGAUAUCCAUAUUUUACAUUUUCUUGCAAUUCUACCAUGUGCUCCAUAAGAGAAAUGGACUACUUGUUUCAUGAUAUCGCCUACACAUUUCGGGUCAAAGACAUUGUGAAAUCGUUAAUGUUUAUGUACGGUUCUGAUUAUAUUCAACUAGUUGAGUACGACGAAACUGGACUUGAAGACAGUUCUUACAGUGAUGGUGAUGAUGAUGACGAUGGUGAGAGUAAAAAAUCCAGUUUGCCAAGUGAUAAUGGUUCUGAUGGUAAUGAUGACGAUGAUACUAAAAGUUCAGCAAAUAAAAGUCAGUCCAACUCCCUUUCUUCUCAAAUUUAUGUCACCUUAUUACUCUGUCUCUUGACUAUAUUCAAUUACUCCUAA